Molecule: messenger RNA, 359 nt
Organism: Staurois parvus
Lineage: Eukaryota; Metazoa; Chordata; Amphibia; Anura; Ranidae
Source: the annotation of a GenBank genome assembly
CAGUGGGAGGAAUAGUGCCCCAUCAUUGGUGUCAGUGGGAGGAAUGGUGCCCCAUCAUUGGUGCCAGUGGGAGGAAUAAUGCCCCAUCAUUAGUAUCAGUGACACCAAUGAUGGGGCACUAUUCCUCCCACUGACACCAAUGACACUUGCUGACUCCUGUUCUAGAAACCCUUACAAAAAUGAAUUAAUUCCUCCUAAUGACACCAAUGAUGGAACACAAUUCCUUCCAACGACACCAACGAUGGGACAUAAUUUUUCCCAAUGACACCAAUAUACCAAUAAUUGUGCUCACUGACAAUGGGCACUCAUGCGGGCUUGCUCUCAAGCCCUUCUGUGUGUGGGACUCAGGUCUGCUCCCU